CAGUGUUAGCGUUAGAGUCGGCGAUCGCUAAGAAGAUAUUGAGAAAUUAAGAGUAGACGUUGAUGGAAAAAGUAUCACAUUUAACUGAUAGAAAUGCAUUCAAUGUAGUUUAAUGUGUGUCGCCUGUCUGUGCUUUGAUUUUUUUACCUGAUCAUAGCUGAUGCGGGUUUAUCAGAUUGAUUGAUACAAUAAUAUUAGUUGAGAUAGGACAGCUAGUGACAGCUGUUCUAAUUGUCUGCUUAAGCAUUUGUAGGGGGGAAAAAAUGAUUUUAUGAGAAGUGCCAAUUCCCCUGCCUGCUCAGCCAGCGGACUUACUUUUGUAUUUUACCAGUUAUUAAGCCUUUACAGGCAAUUUAUAAUUGAAGAGACUAUAUAAAUACACCAAGUCACUUACCACCACCAGUACAUGUACGUAGAGUGGUAUGAGAGUUGUCCUUGUGCUCCUUACGAAACCUAUAUAAAUAUCUGUGCCUUGCGGGAAAUUAAUCAACAUCAGACUUAAAUAAACAUUCAAACGUAAUUAAAUUAAUUCCAACUCACUGGAACCAUGUCAAGACUAAGAAGUAAUGAUGAUGGAUCUCGAUCAAGCCUGUCUUCAGUCAGCAGACCAAGUGAUGCUACCUCAUCAAAUUCAAGGACGUUUCUUUCCCCGGCACCAUCUGUGCUAAUUGACAUGUCAAAAGCUGUGCCCAGCCCUGUGGAUUCAGUCCAACAGCCUCCUGAUGAACUCAUGUUGUUAUGUCUCAAUAUCACCGAGCUGACUCAAACAACACAAUUCACACUGCUGACAACGGCUAUUUUCUUUUUCUACUUGAUAUAUGGCUAUAUGCAGGAGUUGAUUUUUAAGCUUGAAGGGUUUCAACCUUACGGCUGGUAUCUUACACUUGUUCAGUUUGCAUUUUACUCCAUCUUUGGCCUAGCAGAGCUUUCUGUGAAGGAGGACAAGAAGAGAAGAAUUCCAUUGAAGACAUAUACUUUGCUAGCAUUCCUCACCGUCGCCACUAUGGGGUUGUCAAACACGUCUGUGGGAUAUCUCAACUACCCCACUCAGGUUAUCUUUAAAUGCUGCAAACUCAUACCAGUACUACUUGGUGGGAUAUUCAUACAAGGUAAAAAGUAUGGUAUAUUUGACUACCUCUCCUGUGUGUGCAUGAGUGUUGGGCUCAUCCUCUUCACCCUGGCAGACAGCAGUGUAUCUCCAAGAUUUAACACCUAUGGUAUUAUCUUGAUCACGCUGGCCCUGGCAGCUGAUGCUGUCAUAGGAAAUGUCCAGGAGAAGACCAUGAAGCAGUUCUCAGCCACCAACUCAGAAGUGGUAUUGUACUCCUACGGAAUUGGCUUUAUCUAUAUUCUCCUCGGCCUGUUGGUUUCUGGACAGAUUAUCCCAGCAUUUAAAUUUUGUCUGCAGUAUCCGAUGGAAACAUAUGGUUAUGCAUGGUUUUUCUCAAUGACUGGUUACAUCGGUGUGAAGCUGGUUCUCACCAUGGUGAAGACAUUUGGAGCUUUGGUCGCCGUAACAGUGACCACCUGCAGAAAAGCCAUCACCAUUGCUUCCUUUGUCUUCUUCACCAAGCCAUUCACAUUCCAGUAUGUCCUGGUCUGGAUAAUCGUGGUCCUGGGCAUAUACCUGAACAUUUACAGUAAAAACAGAAAGUCCUGGAACCAACGGUAUGGAAAUGGAUCGCUGACAGUAGACGACUCUUCCACAAACCAGCCCUACACACACAUUUACACGCAGAGAGGGUCAUUUAGCAACAUUUAGUGUGGGUUCUUUGGGUGAUAAGUAUAACCUGUAGUUCUUUUAAAGGAAUAUACAUUAUUUCCUGGGAUAUCCUGGUGUGUUGAAGUCCUGGGACACAUAUGGCUCAGUUUGACUUGUCAGUACUGCAGAUCAAAAGCUGUUGGCAAAUGAAGUCAUCUGUGCUCAAUUCUUUCUAUAUCAUGAUACAUGUAUGUCUGGUUUGUAGCCAUCUUCUGUGCCGGCACUAUUUUAUGCACCAUGGAGUCUAACAGCCUGUGUUGCAACCUAAUUGAAAUAUGCUUCUUUUCAUUCAAGGUUUCUGACUGACCAAAUCGUCAAAGCCAUUAUUAUCAUAUAUGCACUGUUUUGAUAGCUCUCAAAAUGACGUGAUAUGUCUGGCUUUGGCCCAGCUUUUUCACAAGUUGACCUCUUAAAAUUGUUCAGAAUAAAAUAUAUUUUUGUCAAAACUUUGUGACCCAUGGGAAGAAAGCCCUGGACAGAUUACUUGGAAAUUUUGCAGUAAAAAACCAGUGGAUAGAAAGUUUGGGUUUUUUUAAAUUAUGGUUUUGUAGGUCACGUUGUUUAGCUUUUGGAGCAAGACGUUUUCUCAUUGAGUCAUUGAACGGCAUCGUUUUAAUAUACAUGUAAAAUAAUUUUUUUUCUUGGGAAUUGAAGGUUAUAUUAGAGGGAAGACAAAUGCUGCUGAGGAGUGCUUACAUCCUGGUAACACUGUGAUAUUUUAAUUGACAGGAAUUGUUAUUUGCUGGCUAUUGCCACAAAUUUGUCAAAAAAAGAUGGAGGACUUAUUUUAUUUCAUUGGUGUUUUACACCAUACUCAAGAAUAUUUCACUUAUACAAUGGUAACCAUUAUUGUGGUGGGAGGAAACUGGGGACUUAUUUUGAAUGUGGCGAUGUAUUUAUUCUGUAUUUGUUAUUCUUUGGGAGUUUUAUAUGUACGUCAUGCAGUUGAAUGUUAACAUUAUGUGAUUUCUGUGAAAUUCAAAUCUCACCCUGAUUUAAGUCCCGGUUAAUUUAUUAUCAUACCAUGAUUAUUCAAUUCAGGGGAGAUAUUGUUGAAUAGUUUUGUUUAUUAUAAAUAUCUGAAUGUUAUUUGGUACAUACAUGUACAUUCAGGAGUACAGUGUUACUCAUUUUAUAUGGCUGAAUGCGUAGAAAUGGUGGACAUGAUAAAUUAAGGUGUCAACCAUAUUGGUUCUUGUAUAUAGAUAGACAUGUAU
Molecule: messenger RNA, 2979 nt
Organism: Liolophura sinensis
Lineage: Eukaryota; Metazoa; Mollusca; Polyplacophora; Chitonida; Chitonidae
Product: adenosine 3'-phospho 5'-phosphosulfate transporter 2-like
Biological process (GO): transmembrane transport; 3'-phosphoadenosine 5'-phosphosulfate transport
Cellular component (GO): Golgi membrane; endoplasmic reticulum membrane
Molecular function (GO): 3'-phosphoadenosine 5'-phosphosulfate transmembrane transporter activity
Source: RefSeq, a predicted model, not a curated record